Molecule: messenger RNA, 1266 nt
Organism: Psammomys obesus (fat sand rat)
Lineage: Eukaryota; Metazoa; Chordata; Mammalia; Rodentia; Muridae
Gene: Gata1
Product: GATA binding protein 1
Exons: 5
Coding region: 1-1266 (421 amino acids)
Biological process (GO): negative regulation of transcription by RNA polymerase II; positive regulation of transcription by RNA polymerase II; cell fate commitment
Molecular function (GO): DNA-binding transcription factor activity, RNA polymerase II-specific; RNA polymerase II cis-regulatory region sequence-specific DNA binding; zinc ion binding
Source: RefSeq, a predicted model, not a curated record
AUGGAUUUUCCUGGCCUAGGAACCCUGGGGGCCUCAGAAACCCUGCCCCAGUUUGUGGAUUCUUCCUUGGUGUCCUCAACACCAGAUUCAGCAGGGUUCUUCUCCUCUGGGCCUGAGGGUUUGGAUGUGGCAGCUUCCUCCACUUCCCCAAGCACAGCGACAGCUGCAGCUACCACACUGGCCUACUACAGGGACACUGAGACCUACAGGCACUCCCCAGUCUUUCAGGUGUACCCACUGCUCAACUGUAUGGAGGGAAUCUCAGGGGGCUCACCUUAUGCUAGCUGGGCCUACAGCAAGACGGGGCUCUACCCUGCCUCAACUGUGUGCUCCAGCCACGAGGAUGCCCCUUCCCAGGCUCUGGAAGACCCAGAUGGGAAGAGCAACACCACUUUCUUGGAGACCUUGAAGACUGAGCGGCUGAGUCCAGAUCUCCUGACCCUGGGGACUGCAUUGCCUGCAUCCCUCCCUGUCACCAGCAGUGCUUAUGGGGGAGCUGAUUUCCCCAAUCCUUUUUUUUCUCCCACUGGGAGCCCUCUUAGUUCAGCAACCUAUUCUUCCCCCAAGUUUCACGGAAGCCUACCCUUGGCCCCUUGUGAGGCCAGAGAGUGUGUGAACUGUGGCGCAACUGCUACUCCACUGUGGCGGAGGGACAGGACAGGUCACUAUCUAUGCAAUGCCUGUGGCCUGUAUCACAAGAUGAAUGGGCAGAACCGACCUCUCAUCCGGCCCAAGAAGCGACUGAUUGUCAGCAAACGGGCAGGCACUCAGUGCACUAACUGCCAAACUACCACCACAACACUGUGGCGGAGAAAUGCCAGUGGAGAUCCGGUGUGCAAUGCCUGUGGCCUCUACUACAAGCUUCACCAGGUGAACCGACCGCUAACGAUGCGGAAGGAUGGAAUUCAGACCAGGAACCGCAAGGCAUCUGGAAAGGGGAAAAAGAAGCGGGGGUCAAGUCUGGCAGGAGCAGGAGUAGGAGCAGGAGCAGGAGCAGGAGCAGCUGAAGGACCAGCUGGCGGCUUCAUGGUGGUAGCUGGUGGCAAUAGUAGUGGGAAUUGUGGGGAGGUGGCCUCAAGCUUGACACUGGGCACUGCAGGUACUGCCCAUCUCUACCAGGGCCUGGGACCUGUGGUACUGUCAGGGCCUGUGAGCCAUCUUAUGUCUUUCCCUGGACCUCUGCUGGGAUCGCCUACAGCCUCUUUCCCCACAGGCCCUGUGCCUCCUACCACCAGUACCACUGUGGUAGCUCCACUCAGUUCUUGA